Marmota monax (woodchuck) is the source of this 802-nucleotide messenger RNA. RefSeq names its product cytochrome c oxidase subunit 4 isoform 2, mitochondrial. The transcript is spliced from 5 exons. NCBI's taxonomy places the organism in Eukaryota, Metazoa, Chordata, Mammalia, Rodentia, Sciuridae. The coding region runs from base 172 to 687 and encodes 171 amino acids. Gene Ontology annotation, biological process: mitochondrial electron transport, cytochrome c to oxygen. The record is from RefSeq and is a predicted model, not a curated record.
CGGCGCAGGCAGCGCGGGGCGGGCCGGGGGCGGCGCCCGACUCGGGUCCCCUCGCAGCCCAUUCUCCGUUACUCACUGGGAGACCGGGUCGCGCUCCACCGCCGCUGCCAGCUGCGAGUUUCCUGGGCCCUGGGGCAAGAGCAGGGGGAGAACUCUUCUGUACCUGCCCAGAUGCUCUCCCGAGCUGCCUGGAGCUCUGUGCUGAGAAGAGGAGGACUUGGAACUCGAGGGACACACAGCCCAGGAGGCCCUGCCCGCGCCCAGGGGAAGAUGACCCCCUACACCAACUACUUCGCCCAGCGCUCCUACCCCAUGCCCGACGAGCCCUUCUGCACCCAGCUCAACGCCGAGCAGCGGGCCCUGAAGGAGAAGGAGAAGGGCAGCUGGACCCAGCUGAGCCACGCCGAGAAGGUGGCCUUGUACCGGCUCCAGUACCACCAGACCUUCGCGGAGAUGAACCGGCGCUCCAAUGAGUGGAAGACGGUGAUGGGCUGCGUCUUCUUCUUCAUUGGGUUGACAGCCCUGCUGAUUUGGUGGCAGCGUGUUUACGUGUUCCCUGUGAAGCCUGUCACCCUGACGGACGAGUGGAAGGCCCAGCAGCUUCAGCGCAUCCUGGACAUGAAGGGCAACCCGGUGCAAGGCCUGGCCUCGCGGUGGGACUACGAGAAAAAGGAGUGGAGGAAGUGAGGCCUGCCUGCCCUGCCUGUCAGGUCUCUGCCCCUGCAGCGGCCCCUGGCCACAGCCUCCAGCGCCCCUCCUGCCCCUCCCCUGAGCUCCAAUAAAGCUGGCCUCUUCUCUUCCA